GGACUUAUUGACAAUGGUUGGCUAAUGACCAACCAUUAGGAUGAGAGUAUUAUCCCGACACUUGGAACAGGCUUGCUCCCGACUACCUGAAGGUUGUCGGGCCCUGCCUUCCAGUGAAUAACAACAACAUUGUUAUUGUCAGUUAUUCCUUGAUUGGUGUUGGAAUUCAACGGUUGGAUAAAACCUGAACAAUGGAGGACGAAGAAAUGGAGCUGAGUGCUGAGAGUAUUGAGAUUAAUGAAACAGUUGGCAUGGAGAGUAGAUUUUUGGAGCUAGAAGAGGAGGAGGACAGAGUGGAGGCUCCAGAUGGUGAAGAGUGUGAUGAAGAAGAUGAUGAUGCUGAAGAGGAUGCAGAUGAGGCUGAGGUAAAGCGAUUGGAGGCGGUCCUGGUUACAAAUCCUUACGAUUAUGAUAGCCAUGUGGCAGUCAUUUCAAAACUCGAAAAAAUGGGGGAUUUGGAUAGACUCAGGGUCGCCAGGGAGAGGAUGAGCUCCAAAUAUCCACUCAGCCCUGAUAUGUGGCUGCCCUGGAUCAAGGAUGAGAUUAAACUUGCUGUGAGUGAUGAUGAGAGGAAUGCUGUCGAGAAACUCUGCGAGAGGGCUGUUAAAGAUUAUUUGUCUGUUGACGUAUGGCUGGAGUAUCUCCAAUUUAAGAUUGGAUCUAUGGGGAGUGACAAGAGCACCACUGACAAAGUCAGGCAAUUAUUUGAGAGAGCACUGACAACAGCUGGUCUACAUGUCAUCGAAGGUGCCAUCAUCUGGGAGGCUUUUCGAGAAUUUGAGAUGGUUCUUGUGUCAUUGGCAUCGAAUGAGGCAGACAUGAAGGAGCAACUCGAUCGCGUUGGUCGUCUCUUCUCUCGGCAGGUGGCUUGUCCUCUUCUGGAUAUGGAGAAAACCUGGGAUGAAUUCAGAACGUGGCGUUCUAACGAAGGAAAAGAAGCAACACUGGAUGAUGACACUGUCACUCUAGUUUACAAACGUGCCUUGGAAUGCUUAAUGCCUCGCAUUCCAUUCGAGGCGAAACUGAUGGCCACUCCGAACGGGAGUAAACUCCUGGAUGUAUAUAAAGAGUACAUCCUCUAUGAGAAACAGCACGGAAAUGCAGAGCGAGUAAUUGCCCUGUACGAAAGAGCAGUAACGGAAUUGAGUUUGGAGUGGCAGCUGUGGCUGGAUUACCUCGAGUACGUCGAGUCAAAUAUCAAGAUGGAGAGUGUGCAGUUGUCAAUUUACGAAAGGGCCGUCAGGAACGUUCCCUGGUUCUCAAAGAUCUGGAUAAAAUGGCUGAGAUCGUUAGAGAAGUGGGAAAAAAAUCAACUGGAGGUCCUGACCAUUCUGGAGCAGGCACUGACUGCGGGAUUCUCCACUGCUGACGACUACAGGAACGUCUGGAUGACGUACCUCGAGUAUCUGCGACGCAGAGUAGUUGCAAAAUCAUCAGAUAAAGAGAAAGAACUGGAGGUCCUGAGGAGGGCGUCUAAUGAAGCCUGCGAGCACUUGGCCAAAUCCUUCGGCCUCGAGGGCGAUCCACAGUGCGUCGUACUCCAAUUUUGGGCCAGAACUGAAGCCAUUCAUGCCGAUAAUAUGGAGAAAGCUAGAAGUUUGUGGGCAGAUAUUCUGUCACAGGGGCAUUCUGAGAGGGCUGCCAGUUGGCUGGAGUACACCACCCUGGAGAAGUGUCAUGGUGACACUAAACACCUUCGCAAGCUUUAUCAGAAGGCUCUAGCUGCUGUGAAGGACUGGCCAGAGAGCAUUGCAAACUCUUGGAUCGACUUUGAGAGGGAUGAGGGCACCCUCGAGCAGAUGGAAGCCUGUGAGAUCAAGACUAGAGAGAGAUUGGAGAAGAUUGCUGAAGAAAGGGGGAAAAAUCAAGCACAAUGCUCUCCUCAGGAAGAAAGUGCCCCUCUGAAGAAGGCUGCCAAGAGGAAGCAUAAGGAUGCUGGAGGGAAAUGGGAGAAUUUUGGGGGCUCUUUGAUAAAACAGAAUAGAGUGGAGAAGGCUCCAGGUAAAGAUCGGUCCGGGAUUGAGAAGAGUAAAGAGACGGGUCAGAGGAAUGAGAGGAAAGGAACACCUCCUCCAGGAUUUAAACCACCUCCAGGGGAGGAGUCUAUGGACACUAGUCAAGAGAUUGACGAGAAAAUAUCGAUCUUCGUGAGUAAUCUGGAUUACGUGACUACCGAGGAGGAAGUUAGAGAGGCAUUGACUCCGGUUGGACCAAUAGAUUUGUUCAAGAUGAUUACGGACUACAAGGGGAGAAGCAAGGGCUUCUGCUACGUCACGUUGAGCAAUCCUGAUGCUGUGGAGAAUGCCUUGAAACUCGAUAGAACACCUAUAAAUGGACGACCUAUGUUUAUAUCUCGGUGUGACCCCAAUAAAACUACUCGGGGCAAUGCCUUCAAAUACGCUUCUACAUUGGAGAAGAAUAAACUUUUUGUUAAAGGACUCCCUGUGAAAACCACGAAAGAGGAUCUAGAAACAAUUUUCAAGGCGUAUGGACCUCUAAAAGAUGUUCGUAUCGUCACCUAUCGGAAUGGGCACUCGAAGGGUUUAGCUUACGUUGACUUUGAGGACGAAAAUUCCGCGAGUAAAGCUGUACUAGCGACUGAUGGACUGACUAUCGAGGACAAGGUAAUUAGUGUCGCAAUUAGUAAGCCCCCGGAACGAAAAAAGACUCCAGAGGAGCCUCUCAUCAAGUCCCUGGGAGGUACCACAACGAGCAGAACCCACUUCGGUGUUCCCAAGACACUUCUCUCGAUGGUUCCACGAAAUGUAAAGACAGCAGCCAAUGGCAUAACUUCAGGAAAACCUGAGGCCAAACCAUUGAAUAAUCAAGAUUUUCGAAACCUACUUUUGAGUAAAAAAUCGUAAAACAAUGUUUUUAUUAUUCU
Messenger RNA from Fopius arisanus, 2884 nucleotides. RefSeq names its product RNA-binding protein 4F (gene Rnp4F). The transcript is spliced from 3 exons. The record is from RefSeq and is a predicted model, not a curated record. Gene Ontology annotation, biological process: RNA processing. NCBI's taxonomy places the organism in Eukaryota, Metazoa, Arthropoda, Insecta, Hymenoptera, Braconidae. Bases 192 to 2864 code for a protein of 890 amino acids. Gene Ontology annotation, molecular function: RNA binding; protein binding.